This is a messenger RNA of Rhineura floridana, 1760 nucleotides long. RefSeq names its product cyclin H (gene CCNH). Gene Ontology annotation, cellular component: transcription factor TFIIK complex; nucleus. The coding region runs from base 219 to 1184 and encodes 321 amino acids. The record is from RefSeq and is a predicted model, not a curated record. The transcript has 9 exons. Lineage: Eukaryota; Metazoa; Chordata; Lepidosauria; Squamata; Rhineuridae. Gene Ontology annotation, molecular function: cyclin-dependent protein serine/threonine kinase regulator activity. Gene Ontology annotation, biological process: regulation of cyclin-dependent protein serine/threonine kinase activity; DNA-templated transcription; regulation of transcription by RNA polymerase II.
GCGAUUCCUGACAUUCCGGAGACUGGUAAACUUAAUCUCUAUGCAUGCCGGGAAAAGCCGUGUCCCGGCCUUCGCGCGGGGCACGCCGGGAGCAUCAUGAGGGAGGAGUUGGAAGCGGCCGUCGCCACCAAAAGUACUUGGCUGCUUCCGGGCUUGCUGAGCACUGGUUGUGCGGGUGAUUUGUGUGUCUCCUUGCCGCGGCCUCCGCCACUGCCGGCAUGUACCACAGCAGCACGCAGAGGCGGCAUUGGACCUUCAGCAGCGAAGAAAAGUUGAGCCGACGCCGGGUUGACGCCAACCGCAAGUUCCGGUGCAAAGCGGUGGCCAAUGGGAAGGUUCAACAGACUGACUCAUUUCUUCUUGAGCCACAUGAAGAGUUGAUAAUUUGUAAAUAUUAUGAAAAAAGGUUACUGGAUUUCUGCUCUGUUUUCAAGCCAACAAUGCCGAGAUCUGUGGUGGGAUCAGCUUGCAUGUACUUCAAGCGUUUUUACCUCAAUAACUCUGUGAUGGAGUAUCAUCCUCGCAUUAUUAUGUUAACGUGUGCAUUCUUAGCAUGUAAAGUAGAUGAAUUUAAUGUGUCUAGUAGCCAGUUUGUUGGAAACCUUCGUGAAAGUGCAGUAGGACAGGAAAAGGCUCUGGAACAGAUCUUGGAAUAUGAAUUGCUACUUAUUCAGCAACUGAACUUCCAUCUUAUAGUGCACAACCCUUACAGACCAUUUGAAGGCUUCUUGAUUGAUUUGAAGACUCGUUAUCCAUUGCUUGAGAAUCCUGAGAUGCUGAGGAAGACAGCUGAUGACUUUCUCAGUCGGGUUGCUCUAACAGAUGCUUUUCUUCUCUAUACACCUUCUCAGAUCGCUCUCACUGCCAUCUUGUCCAGUGCAUCUAGGGCAGGAAUUAAUAUGGAAAGUUACUUGUCAGAAACCUUAAUGCUGAAAGAGAACAAAGCUUCCCUCUCCCAGUUACUAGAUGGGAUGAAAUGCAUGAAAAAUCUGGUAAAGAAAUAUGAGUUACCACAUCCAGAAGGAGUUGUAAUUGUAAAACAGAAGUUAGAGAAAUGUCACAGCCCAGAACUUGCUCUUAAUACAAAUGUAAAGAAGAGGAAAGGCUAUGAAGAUGAUGAAUACAUUACAAAGAAACCGAAAAUGGAAGAGGAUGAAUGGACAGAUGAUGAUUUUAUAGACUGAUUAUUAGUCUCCAUACAGAUGACAUCCUGAAUAGUUUAUAGGAACUUCAUGCCUGAGUAACUGUUACAUGUUUCACUACUACAGUGAAAAAGAUAUAUUGCUAAUGUAAAUAAAUCACUUACUUUACAAAGUAGCCGGAAUACUUGAAAUUACUCAAAUGUCAUUGCUACAAAUAGGAAACAGUCAGUGGACAAAGAUAGUCAUUAAUGUUUUGGAUUUGAAUCAACAGUAACCUGUUUUCUGAUAACAGGUUUUAUAUGUCAAAGUAAGAUGUGAAUGUGAUAAAGAUAUCAAACGUCCAAGCAGCAGGGCUGCUCCUUGUGUUCUUACACACUUUAUCCAACCAUGGUUGCUGCCUCUUUAUUGGUCACACUUAAGAGUACCCAGAGUGAAUCAGAAUAUAUUACUGUCCGCGUAAGGCAAGUCUUUUUAUCUGUAGGGAUAACGCAUUUUUUCUGUUUUGGAAAUAACUAAGUUUUAAAUCAUAUGCAGAAAAAGUCAUAUAUAUGCUAUAAAACUGUUUUUAAUAAUGCAUGCAUGCCUAAUACAAUAAUCAAUAAAUUUACUGAAUUCAAA